GUUUCGUUCCACCAAUACAAGCUGAAAACGUCGUUAGUUUGUAUGGGCCGGUUUGUAUGCCGAUAGUGAUAGGCCAUAUAUUUGACUGGAAUGAAUCCACUGACAAACAUAAGGAAUACCCAGGAGUUAAACAAGAGGGAGCUAGAACUUGGACUUAUUGGAAAGAAAUCAUGGCAUGACAAAUACAAAGAUAGUGCCUGGGUAUUUUUAGGAGGCCUUCCGUAUGACCUGACCGAGGGGGAUGUCAUCUGCGUAUUUUCACAAUAUGGUGAAGUGGUGAACGUCAAUUUGGUGCGGGACAAACAGUCGGGAAAGUUCAAAGGCUUUGGGUUCUUGUGUUACGAGGACCAGCGCAGCACAGUGUUGGCAGUGGAUAAUCUAAAUGGAUUUAACAUAUUGAACAGAACCAUUCGUGUCGACCAUGUGGAAGGCUACCGACAACCUAAAGAACACGGAGAUGAGGAUGACGUAACACAAAAGCUGCGGGCAGAGGGAUGUGCACCCAAGGUGGAAGAAGAGGAGGAGGAAGAUGAUGAGGAAGAUGAAUUUGUUGUGCCAGUAAAAAAAGAAAAGAAAGAAAAACACAAGAAAUCAAAGAAAAAGAAAGAAAAGAAGAAAAAGAAGAAAAAAGACAAAAGUGCAAAAUCAGACUCGAGUGACAGUGAGGAAGAAUCAACCGAUGAUGAUAAAAAAGAUGUACAAGUAAAGACAGAGAAGGUGGACCGCGGGUAUGAUAAGGCUAUCAAUAACAGUGGCUGGAAUCGGGGCGAGAGGGAUGGAGCGCCAUCUGGUGGUAGCAGGCCAAACAAACAUAAAACUGGUGACAGAUUUAAUGAAAGACUGGGAGAAAAGGGGCCUAGAGAUAGAGAGAGGAAAUAUGACGAUGAAAGGGGUGGGAGGGAUAGAAAGACUGAAGAAAGGACAAAUGAAAGAGGCAGGGGACAAGACCGGGAUGAAUGGGGACAGGGAAGGGACAGAUAUGAUGAGAGAGAGAAGGGAAGAGAUGACAGGAAAAGAUAUAGAACUGAUGAUCGUCAGACAGAUAACAGGAAAAGAUAUCAUGAGGAUCGACACAGAUCAAACGACAGGUAUCGCGACAGUGAUGGUGACUAUAGGCGAGACAGAUGAAGAUUUGUGAUUAUACCUCACUGGUAAAUAGGUGAACCAUUGUGCAUCACUCGUCAACUUUUUCUUUACAAUCAAACUUCUCUUGAAAGACUCAUACAGUUGUAUCGUGUAAUGUGAAACAUUUGUUGUGUAUAAACAUUUAUUUUUUUCGUGGUUGCUUUGGAACCACAAAUAUAGAUACAACAAAUAUUGUUGUAUGCAUUAUAAUUGUUAUAUUAUUGUUGAAUGGGCAAACCAUGAAAGUGUGUACCCACGAAAUAUUUCAUGUUAUACACUAUGUCAACUUUGUAAAGGAAGAAAGACGGAUGCAGCCUGUUUUGAGAACUUCAGUGGAUUUCCAUCUUCAAAAAACUACUUCUCCUAAAGGCUUUGAAUGAUUUUGACCAAAUUCAGCAUUUAUUAUCAAAACAAUAAGAGCAUCUAGUCCUUCUGAAAGGUUGCUCCUAUUUUUUAUUUAAGAAAUAAUUAACGAUGAUUCGUAUAUUGUUGCAGGAUAUACAACUCGGACUUGGAUAUUUUGCAAUUUUAAUUAAUAACGAAGGCCGCAGGCAAUUAUUUAAUUGCAAAAUAUCCUCGUCCUUGUAUAUCCUGCAACAAUACACGAAUCAUCGUUAAUUAUUUCUUAAAUAACACCAGUAUUAUGUAAUAACAAUACUGUAUUAUGUUAAUUUGAAUGUCACCCUUUAUGUCCCUAUUUCAAUCUUUUAUGUAGACCUUCUCUCCCAAGUCUCGACCAAUCUCUUUAAAACGCAGUAAACUUUAUAAUCUUUUGACUAUUUUGUGUAUUUGAAAUAAAAAAUACCCUGCCCCGUUGUUCUCUAAGCAGACAUCCUACCACUAGGCUGAGCUAGUAAUUGUACACUCACAGUUUAACAUUUGUUUUUCUGAAUUUUCAUUUCUGUUUCAUUAAUUCAAUCGUGUUCAGAGAUAUUGUUAAAUACAAAACGUGUAAAGUAUAUAGAAAAAUCAUCUUGAUUUCAUUUCCAUGGUAACCGUAUACAUAACACAUGUUGGUAACUAACAGUUACAUGCGGGUAGCAUAAUAUUGUAUGAUGAAAAGGCAGCAAAAGACAUUUCAUACUUCAUGUUUGUUAUAAAGUUGUGUUGUAGGUGAUGUAUGCUUCCGGCUAUGAAGGCAAGUUUUCUAUGUUUUUGUAUUCAUCAAUCAUACUGUUACAGCAUACUGUUACAGGUGAUGUAUUUAUAAACUGAAAGCAAAAAUAAAUUAAUUGAUGAGAUUCAAA
Pecten maximus is the source of this 2372-nucleotide messenger RNA. Its product is annotated as RNA-binding motif protein, X-linked 2-like. Gene Ontology annotation, cellular component: U2 snRNP; catalytic step 2 spliceosome; precatalytic spliceosome. Gene Ontology annotation, molecular function: RNA binding. The record is from RefSeq and is a predicted model, not a curated record. The coding region runs from base 91 to 1128 and encodes 345 amino acids. The transcript has 5 exons. Gene Ontology annotation, biological process: mRNA splicing, via spliceosome. Lineage: Eukaryota; Metazoa; Mollusca; Bivalvia; Pectinida; Pectinidae.